Messenger RNA from Lactuca saligna, 2649 nucleotides. Lineage: Eukaryota; Viridiplantae; Streptophyta; Magnoliopsida; Asterales; Asteraceae. The record is from the annotation of a GenBank genome assembly.
AUGGCGACCUCAGUCGAAAACCGCAACUUCCGCCACGAGCUUGGUGUAUCCGCCGCUGGUGUUGUUCGUUCUGAGUCACCCAUCCGUGGAUUCAACUAUCCAGCUGCUGCUAGAGAGUUUAUGACGCCUAAGAAGCUUCCCCCUGAAACUUACGAAUCUAGUGACGAUGAGGAAGACGAAGGAGACUAUCGUGAUGCCAUUAAGAAGUCCAACUCCGAGUUGGAAAGCUCCGUUUUUGACUCCAGAGAUCAAGGCACUGCGGAUCAAUGGAUCGAGCGCAACCAAUCAAUGGUUCGACUCACCGGAAAACACCCAUUCAACGCCGAGCCACCUUUGACUAAGCUCAUGCAACAUGGGUUCAUCACCCCUGCUCCUCUUCAUUACGUCCGCAACCAUGGUCCAGUUCCGAACGCCACCUGGGAGGAUUGGACGGUGGAGAUAUGCGGUUUGGUUAAACGACCUGCGCGUUUCAACAUGACUCAGCUUGUCAACGAGUUUCCCAGCAGGGAGUUUCCGGUGUCGUUAGUCUGCGCCGGAAACCGUCGGAAAGAGCAGAAUCUGACGAAACAAACCAUAGGGUUCAACUGGGGCGCCGCCGGUAUCGCGACCUCAGUUUGGAAAGGGGUGCCAUUGGUCAGCAUCUUGAAAAGAUGUGGGAUUUACAGCCGGAAGAAAGGCGCGCUCAAUGUGUGUUUUGAAGGGGCGGAGAAUCUACCCGGCGGAGGCGGUUCCAAAUACGGAACCAGCAUAAAGAUCGAGGUUGCAAUGGAUCCGGCGAGAGAUAUCAUUUUGGCUUACAUGCAAAACGGAGAAAAGUUGUUGCCUGAUCAUGGAUUCCCGGUGAGAAUGAUUAUUCCGGGAUGCAUCGGUGGAAGGAUGGUGAAGUGGUUGAAGCGUAUCAUAGUAACGACGCCGGAGUCGGAGAAUUAUUACCACUACAAAGACAACCGUGUGUUGCCGUCGCAUGUGGAUGCGGAGUUAGCCAACUCCGAAGGUUGGUGGUAUAAGCCAGAAUACAUCAUCAACGAGCUCAACAUAAACUCGGUGAUUACAACACCUUGUCACGAAGAGAUUUUACCGAUAAAUUCAUGGACUACUCAAAGACCUUACACCCUGAGAGGCUAUGCAUAUUCUGGAGGUGGGAAGAACGUGACACGUGUCGAAGUAACAAUGGAUGGAGGAGAGACAUGGAACGUUUGUACAUUGGAUCAUAAAGAGAAGCCAACAAGAUAUGCCAAAUAUUGGUGUUGGUGUUUUUGGUCGUUAGAAGUUGAAGUUUUGGACCUUCUUAGUACCAAAGAGAUAGCAGUUCGAGCCUGGGAUGAGACCCUCAACACCCAACCAGACAAGCUCAUUUGGAAUCUAAUGGGUAUGAUGAACAACUGUUGGUUUAGAGUGAAGACCAACAUGUGUAAACCACAUAAAGGCGAAAUUGGCAUUGUAUUCGAGCACCCAACCCAACCAGGAAACCAGUCCGGUGGAUGGAUGGCGCGUGAGAAACACCUCGAGAUUUCAACAGAAUUAGCACACCCAACUCUCAAAAAGAGUGUAUCAUCUCCAUUCAUGAACACCACAUCUUUAACCUUCACCAUGUCUGAAGUCAAGAAACACACCUCCGCUGACUCUGCAUGGAUCGUCAUCCAUGGCCACAUCUACGACUGCACUUCCUUCCUUAAAGAUCAUCCAGGUGGCAGCGACAGCAUACUCAUUAAUGCUGGAACUGAUUGCACCGAAGAGUUUGAUGCAAUUCAUUCAGACAAAGCCAAGAAACUGUUGGAGGAGUACAGAAUCGGUGAGCUCAUAACCACGGGUUACAGUUCGGAUUCUGCUGCAUCAUCACCAAAUAACUCCGUCCAUGGUGCCACCAAUUACAUCGCGUCACAUUUAGCCACCAUUAAAGAAAUUACACCCACAAGAAACGUAGCCUUAAUCCCUCGUGAAAAGAUCCCUUGCAAACUCGUUUCAAAAACAUCGGUUUCUCAUGACGUGAGGCUAUUCAGGUUUGCCCUCCCAUCAUCGGAUCAUGUUCUUGGGUUACCAGUAGGGAAACAUAUAUUUUUAUAUGCCACCAUUGAUGAUAAGUUGUGCAUGAGGGCCUACACACCAACGAGCACCAUUGAUGAAGUUGGCUACUUCGAGUUGUUGGUUAAAAUCUACUUCAAAGGUGUGGAACCCAAGUUUCCGAAUGGAGGGCUCAUGUCGCAAUAUCUAGAGUCAAUGACACUAGGUUCUUUAUUGGAGAUCAAAGGUCCAUUGGGUCACAUCGAAUACAUAGGUGGAACGGGGAUCACACCGAUAUAUCAAGUGAUGCAGGCGAUCUUGAAGGAUCCAGAGGAUGAUACAGAGAUGUAUGUAGUGUAUGCAAAUCGAACCGAAGAUGAUAUAUUGUUGAGGGAAGAACUGGAUGCAUGGGUAUAUAAGUAUAAAGAAAGGGUGAAGGUGUGGUAUGUUGUUUCUAAGUCGAUAAGAGAAGGGUGGAAAUACAGUGAAGGGUUCAUCACCGAAGAUGUCAUGAGGGAACAUAUUCCGAAGGCUUCUGAAGAUACAUUGGCUUUGGCUUGUGGACCACCACCCAUGAUUCAGUUCGCAAUCAACCCUAAUUUAGAAAAGUUGGGUUAUGAUAUAAACAACUCUUUGCUUGUGUUUUAG